Messenger RNA from Candoia aspera, 1598 nucleotides. RefSeq names its product centromere protein M (gene CENPM). Lineage: Eukaryota; Metazoa; Chordata; Lepidosauria; Squamata; Candoiidae. The coding region runs from base 87 to 635 and encodes 182 amino acids. The transcript has 6 exons. The record is from RefSeq and is a predicted model, not a curated record.
GCCCGUAGUGACGAUAUUACAGACGCUACGGUGAAGUUAGUUGGCGGUAGUUUGAAAAAGAGAACGCGCUUUUCUCAGUUGUGAUAAUGUCGAUGUUGAGUGCUUUUGGCAAACUCCCGACGCUUAAUUCUACGACCAUUUUGUUGGUGGGAACAAAUGAUGUUUUCCAGCAACAACUAGCAGAAACUAUUCUUAAGGAAAAACAAGAUUUGAAAAUAAAUAUCCAUUUGGCAGCCUCUCUUCCUCUACCUGUGGAGAGAGACCACAUUCGACCAAGGAUUGAUUUGAUUGUCUUUAUGAUUAACGUGCAAAGCAAAUACAGUUUUGAGGAUAUAGAAGCUUCCCUGAGACAUGUAGAUGCAAACUUUUUCCUUGGAAAAGUGUGCCUUCUGGUUACUGGUGUAGGUAGAAUGAAUCAAAUCAGUGUGGAUAUGGAUGCUGUCUGGAAGCUAGCAGAUCAUUACUGUAGCCCUGUCUUGUUCUGUGAGCUUGAAUGUGAAAAGGUCAGAACUGUCACAGCUCAGAGACUUCUCCGGAUGUUACAAAUAUGCGCUGGUCAUGUAUCGGGAAUGUCUUCCCUCUCUUUCAGUUCUUUAAUGAAAAUCUCCAUUGAUGACUCAAAUUGUAUGGCAUAAAACAUUAUUUUAUUUUCCAGUUUUAUUAUCUGUGAUUUCUGAGUGUACUGAAUUGUUCUUUUUUAUCAUAAACAUCACUCUGUCAGAAAUAAAUCUUAUGUACUAUUUUUCAUGUGGGACAGGAGCUGGUGAAAUAGACCUUAGAUAUCUUAAAGAAGCCAAAUUGCCCUGGAGUUGUCAGGCUAAUUUGGAGUUGGGGUUGUCUUAGUUGGGCAUCUUACGUUCCAAUAUAAGUUUGGCCUAAUUGAAGUGCUAUGAUAUCCCAUUCUCAGAACCUAGUUCUCAGGAAUUAAGGAAGUCGUUAAAAUGGUUGGCAUAUAGGCCCAGGUAUAAAAUGCAAUGCAAACUGUUGUGUUUCCAGAAUGAAUUGCUAGAGCAAGUUUCUUAAUUCCAGCUAGGUACUGAUAAAUAUCUCCAGUGUCUUCAGGAUCUUCAUGAAGAAAAGAGUCUUUCUCACAGGUUUGUACAUCAAGCAAAAUGGAAGCCCUGCAAUCUUUAUCAAUAUGCAUUAUUCUAUAAAGCAGAACCUCAAUGACAUUGGGCAAAAAAAGAGCAGCUGGCCUUUAGGAUAAUUAGAGAUACAUAUCCAAUCAAACUAAACUAUAUUUUCAUAAUAGCAAAAGAGUAUCGGAAAAUCAGAGGAUUUAGCAUCAAGAUGAACUUUCGUUGGAAAAGGGCUGCAGAUAGCACAUUUUUUUGUAUGGAAAACAAGUUUUUUUCAGAAGAGUUUAGCUUUUCUAUUCUUGAAAUUAAUUACUGGAUCUGUAAUUGUAGAUAGCUUUAGAAGUAUUUGGCCUUAGUUGUGUUAAAUGUCUUGCGUUUGUUAUUAAAACAAGAUAUUCUACUUGUAACAUAGUCUGUUGUGUAUUAAAGGGUCAACCUUCUAGCCUGUAAUCCUGCACAUCUGAAUGUGGAAACAUUGUAAUAAUACCAUGUGACCAAAUAAACAGAUUGUAUACCUUA